AUGAACUCUCCCGGCCCAGGUGGUUUCUUGCCGCCGCAAGUCGGCGGCCUUCCUUCUCCAGCUCCCUCUUCAGCAUCAUCCUUUGCGACAAAUAUCCCCGGUCUUCCUUCGCCAAGGACCAAAGCUCUAGUGCCUAACGGCCGCAAGGAGUACACAGUUCGGAGAUUCGCGGAAGAGCAACUCACGCUGGCCUCAAGACGAUACGUCAAGAAGUUUAGCACACCUGCGGCUGGGGACUCGGUUAUUGGCUAUAAGAAAUUCAGCGAGGUCUGCCGAAAUCUGGACAGCGUUAUCAAUGUGUUGUGGCGAUCGGGCACACCAACUCUUCAAAUACCUUUCUUGCUACGUCUCACAAGCGACUUUACGCGAUACGUACGAGGGUUUCCACCUUCGCCCAAGGCCUCGUUCGCGCUUCUUCGCAAGCUAGAUCACUGCUUCUCGAGUCUUUUAGUUGGGAAGGACAUUGAGACUAACGAGUCACUACCCGGUUUUGAGAAUGGGUUGCGUGGGGGCAUGACAACCACAGAGAUGAUUCGCUGCCGAAGCCUUGUCGACCAGUGUCGUGUCUUGAUGGUUGAGAUGAUGACCGACCCCGCCGAGGACGACGAAGAAGAGGAAGAGUCAGAAAGCGAUACUGACAUGGACAUGGAUGCGGACGCGGAUACAGACACUGGAGUCAACGGAUGGGGCGGUGUCGAGGAUGACGACGAGAUGAGGUUGCAGAUGGAUGCAGCUCGCGUCUUUGAAAAGACGAUUGUACAGCUCAACGAGAGACUCGGUGAGCUUGACCCGAUCCGAAUGUCUGACGACUAA
Fusarium vanettenii 77-13-4 is the source of this 813-nucleotide messenger RNA. RefSeq lists its product as uncharacterized. NCBI's taxonomy places the organism in Eukaryota, Fungi, Ascomycota, Sordariomycetes, Hypocreales, Nectriaceae. Gene Ontology annotation, cellular component: transcription factor TFIIH holo complex. Bases 1 to 813 code for a protein of 270 amino acids. The transcript has 2 exons. The record is from RefSeq and is a predicted model, not a curated record.